This is a messenger RNA of Beta vulgaris subsp. vulgaris (sugar beet), 2692 nucleotides long. RefSeq names its product probable LRR receptor-like serine/threonine-protein kinase At1g53440. The record is from RefSeq and is a predicted model, not a curated record. Lineage: Eukaryota; Viridiplantae; Streptophyta; Magnoliopsida; Caryophyllales; Amaranthaceae. Gene Ontology annotation, molecular function: ATP binding; protein binding; protein kinase activity. The transcript has 18 exons. Gene Ontology annotation, biological process: protein phosphorylation. The coding region runs from base 1 to 2136 and encodes 711 amino acids.
AUGGCUAUGCAGCCCGUCGGGGGAGUGCAGACAUAUUCUCCGGCUCAGGACUAUACAAAGUAUAAGCGUUGGAACCUAGUUGGCUUCCUCGAGAUAACAAGACUCACUGGAAACUUGAUAUCUGGAAAGAUACCUGAUUUCCUCGGCAAUUUGACCAACCUUAUAACUUUAGAUAUUGAAGGCACUUCGAUGGAGGGACCUAUUCCAUCUAGCUUAUCCAAUUUGAUAAAUUUGGAAUAUUUGGGAAUUUCAGAUCUCAACACAAGAAGUAUUAGAUUCCCAAACUUGACAAAAUUGGAUAAUUUGACCUAUUUGGUACUCAGGAAUUGCUCAAUUACUGGUCCAAUCCCGAAUUUCGUGGGAAACUUUGAAAACUUGAAGAUCUUAGACCUGAGUUACAAUCAGUUGAGUGGUCAAAUUCCAGAUUCGAUGCAAACCAUGCCAAAACCUAACUACUUGUUUCUUACGAACAACUCAUUAUCUGGAAUGUUACCAAGUUGGAUAUUAAAGACUAACAACAAGCAUUACGUCGACGUGUCUUAUAACAAUUUUAGUGGGUCAUCUGACCCAUUCCCAACGAGUUGCCAACAGCCAAAUGUGAACCUUGCGGCUAGCUACUUUUCAGCAGAAACCAGCUCAGUGCCUUGGUGCUUGAGGAGGAACCUUCCUUGUUCCACUACGCCGCAAUAUAAUAAUUUUUCCAUCAAUUGCGGUGGAAACAAGACGAGCAUCUCAAAUAUUGAAUACGAUGAGGAUAUUUCUCCCGGAGGCCAUUCCACUUUCUUUACAAAUGGGGAAAAGUGGGCUUACAGUAGUACAGGUGUUUUUCUUUUUACUGAUAGUGCCAACUUCUUGGCAAUGGAAACAUCCAAUCCUAAUGUAACGGGCAUUUAUAGAACAGCUCGCUUAGCUCCUUUAUCACUUAAGUACUAUAGCCUUUGCAUGCUACAAGGAAGUUACAGAGUGAAGCUUCACUUUGCUGAGAUCGUGUUUGCCAACGAUGAAACUUUUAGCAACAAUGGCAGACGCGUUUUUGAUGUUGCAAUUCAGGGAGAUGUAAAACUCAAGGACUUCAACAUUGAGGCCGAAGCCGGAGGUGCUGGCAAGGAGAUAACUAAAGAGUUUGUUGUUUAUGUUCAUGGCAGCACGCUCGAGAUCUCCUUGUACUGGUCUGGUAGAGGAACAACGAUAUCUCCUCAUAGAGGCGUUCAUGGACCUCUUAUCUCUGGGAUCACAGUCACGCCUAACCUCGAAAUUAGCAAAAAAUUGUCAGCUGGAGUCAUUGUUGGAAUUGUGCUUGCCUCAUGUGCUCUUAUUACAGCAGUCCUUGUAUAUCUCUGGAUGAGGGGUGGAAGAGACCAGGAGGAUAAUGGAACCCGAAGGCUUGCUACCUUAAUCAACUUAUUUGCUAGCAAAUCGACCACUUCCUUCUCAUACUAUACCUUGAGGCAGAUUAAAAUGGCAACAGAAGAAUUUCAUGACAAAAAUAAAAUCGGUGAAGGAGGCUUUGGGCCUGUAUUCAAGGGUGUACUACCAAAUGGUAAAUUGAUUGCCGUCAAGCAACUUUCUUCCAAGUCGAAGCAAGGAAAUCGGGAAUUUGUGAAUGAGAUAGGCAUGAUCUCUGCUAUACAACACCCAAAUCUAGUAAAGCUUUAUGGGUGUUGUAUUGAAGGAAAAGAGUUGUUGCUUGUAUACGAGUACAUGGAAAACAAUUGUCUCGCCCAUGCAUUAUUUGGUAAGGAGAAUAAAAAGUUGCAUUUAGAUUGGCAAACAAGAAAGAGUUUAUGCUUAGGAAUCGCAAGAGGAUUAUCAUAUCUACACGAGGAGUCAAGAAUCAAAAUUGUUCAUAGAGACAUUAAAGCAACCAAUGUGUUACUUGAUAAGGCGUUGAACCCUAAAAUUUCAGACUUUGGUCUGGCAAAACUGAAUGAAGAGGAAAAUACUCAUAUAAGCACGAGAAUUGCUGGAACUAUAGGUUAUAUGGCCCCUGAAUACGCAAUGAGAGGAUAUCUCACGGAUAAGGCAGAUGUAUACAGCUUUGGAGUUGUCGUACUUGAGAUUGUGAGUGGAACUAGCAACACAAGCUACAAACCCAAGGAAGAGUUUGUUUACCUUCUUGAUUGGGCUUAUAUGUGACAACAGCAAGGAAACCUAUUAGAGCUUGUGGAUUCAACUCUAGGAUCAAGUUACUGCAAUGAAGAAGCAUUGAGGUUGCUAAACAUAGCUUUAGUUUGUACUAAUGCAUCUCCUAAUCUUAGACCUUCAAUGUCUUCAAUUAUAAGUAUGAUUGAAGGCCACACCCCUGUUCAAGCAUCCAUGGAAAAACGUAUUGGAACAAAUGAUGAAUCAAGGUUCAAAGCUUUUAGGAGAAUGUCACAACAAGACAGUCAAACUCAUGUCUCUGAGAGCUCUUCGUCGAGUCAUGUGCAAAGGAGCAUGUCGAUAGAUGAUCAAUGGAAGCAUUCCUCAAAUUCCAUGCAAAGCAAGGAUGAAUUUGGUGAAAGUUCACCCUCAUCAUUGAAGUUACUUUCAGAUUUAUCAAUGUAAAUCAAUAGUAACGCACAACUACUAUAGUUUUUCGACCCGUGUAAUGCACAUGCUAUAAUAUAUAAUGGCAUCUAGUAUUUUGGCUCGCGCGAUAUCCUGAUAGUUGAAGUUAUCAAAUAUUAUUAUUUAAAAAUUUCAUGAUUGA